GUGCCUCCGCGUGCGUGGCUGGGUGAGCGGCGUCUAUGAUCCGUUGCGCUCCAUCGUCGCUGGCAGCGCGCGCGGCGGGAAGCUCGCGAAGGUUGAUUUUGGCCCCGUCCUCGCCAAGGCCCACCUCAACUACGUGUACGCGGUCGCCGAGGACUUGACGGGGGUGGGCACCAUCGUCUGCAAGGGCAUGGCGGCGGCGGAACUCAAGGUCUCUCCCGAGGCGGUGGUUCUCGUGUCCAUCUCAGCGGUGGCGCUGGCGGUCCAUUGGGGCCUCGAGGCCGAGGGGUGCACCGUCGAGGCCUACGAGCGCGCGGGAAAGGCGGCGCGCAGGGCCGACCGCAUCGCCACCCAGGUGCGCAAUCGCGCCUUCCUCGCCAAGAUCGCGAGGGCCCUCUGGGCAACGGGCUCCAGACCGCAGGGCACCUGCGGGCGCCGGAUCGCGGGCCUCGCCCCGAGAGCAGCCACCGACCAGCGGCGACAGACUCUGCGGGCGAUAGCGGUGAAGGUCCCAGGCAGGUGCCUAGCCGCGGCGCUCGUCACUGUCCUCGGCGCGAAGGGCCCUGUCGUCGAGCUCCGCAAGCAGACCGUCGAGGAGUGGCCCAAUUUCUGGAUCGCCAACCCUGCGCGCCACGAGCGGAGCGUCCGGACGUGCAGGCUGGCCCACCAGAAGACCAUCAGCUACGGCAGCCAUAUGUGGCGUGAGGUUGUGGGGCCCAUCCACGCUGCUCAGGCCAUCCUAGUCGACGCUGGGUGGGACUGUCUGUCUCCCUUCGAGCGGCCCCGCCAACCUCGCGAAGGAGGGCCGGCAGAGCAGACGUGGAUCCGACCGCGCAAUAAGUGCGCCGACUGGGGCAAGAAGUGCCGCGAAGUCGACCCGUCGCAGUUCGUUUGCGAGUUCCGCCAGACCGUCGGUGGCGGCCCCUGGGGCGAUGCCUCCAAGCGCCCCCGCGGUGGCGGCCCGCAGCGUGGCGGGCCCGACGUGCGCGUCAGUGCGCGCGAGAUGCAGGGGCUAACCAAUGCGGGCUGGUUCGACCAGUGUGUCUGCGACUUCUGCGCG
Prorocentrum cordatum is the source of this 1057-nucleotide messenger RNA. NCBI's taxonomy places the organism in Eukaryota, Dinophyceae, Prorocentrales, Prorocentraceae. The record is from the annotation of a GenBank genome assembly.